Messenger RNA from Otolemur garnettii (small-eared galago), 1471 nucleotides. RefSeq names its product golgi membrane protein 1 (gene GOLM1). Bases 142 to 1350 code for a protein of 402 amino acids. The transcript is spliced from 10 exons. Gene Ontology annotation, cellular component: Golgi apparatus. The record is from RefSeq and is a predicted model, not a curated record. NCBI's taxonomy places the organism in Eukaryota, Metazoa, Chordata, Mammalia, Primates, Galagidae.
CGCGGCGGCGCUGGACGCGGAGGCGGUGGGCUCGUGGCGCGGAGUCGGCGGGAGCGCGGCGCUGGCGGCCUCGGAGUGAGGGCCCGCGUCGCCGAGCGGCCCCCGGAGCCGCGGAAGGAGGUUCUCAGCCCUGCUUUUGAGAUGAUGGGACUGGGAAACGGGCGUCGAGGCAUGAAGUCACCGCCCCUUCUACUGGCUGCCCUGGUGGCCUCUGUCAUCAUCCUAGGCUUCAACUAUUGGAUUGCAAGCUCGCGGAGCGUGGAUCUUCAGACGCGGAUCCUGGAGCUGGAAGGCAGGGUCCGCAGGGCAGCUGCAGAGAGAGGCGCGGUGGAGCUGAAAAAGAAUGAGUUCCAAGGAGAGUUGGAAAAGCAGCGGGAGCAGCUCGACAAAAUCCAGUCCAGCCACAACUUUCAGCUGGAGAGUGUGAACAAGCUGUACCAGGAUGAAAAGGCAGUUCUGGUGAAUAAUAUCACCACAAGUGAGAGGCUUAUCAGAGUCCUACAAGACCAGUUAAAGACCCUGCAGAGGAAUUACAGCAAGCUGCAGCAGGAUGUCCUCCAGUUUCAGAAGAACCAGACCAACCUGGAGAGGAAGUUCUCCUAUGACCUGAGCCAGUGCAUCAAUCAGAUGAAGGAAGUGAAGGAGCAAUGUGAGGAACGCAUAGAAGAAGUCACCAAAAAGGGAAAUGAGGCUGUAGCUUCCAGAGACCUGAGUGAAAAAAAAGACCCAAGUCAGCAGAUUCAAACGCUUAGCAAGUCUCAGCCCAGGCCACAAGAAGCAGGCCUGCCACAGGCAGAAGAGCCACAAGGGAAAGGACACGUGCCCAGUGAUGGCAAGGGGCAAGUGCCAAACCCCAGUUCUGAGGUGGCCGUGGAUUUGAAGAGCCAAGAUAAGAAAGAGGAAACCAAUGAGAUCCAGGUUGUCAGCGAGGAGUCUCAGAGGGGUGGCCUGGGGCUGCUGCAGGAGCCAGGCCAGGAGCAGGCUGUGGAAGAGAGACCAAUAAGUGGAAGAGACUUGGGAAGAGCCAGAGAACUGAGCCGAGCCCCGCAAGUAUCAGCUGCCUUAUUGCUGAGCCAGGAGAAUCAGGAGACUGAGGGCCCUGAGCGGGACCAGCUUGUCAUUCCCAAUGGCCAAAAGGAGCAGGAUGCUGCUGAGGAAGGGAGAAACCAGCAAAAACUGGGAGAAGAUGAUGACUACAACAUGGAUGAAAAUGAGGCAGAAUCUGAAACAGACAAGCAGGCAGCCCUUGCUGGGAAUGACGGAAACCUAAAUGUUUUUAUUGCUGAAGAUCAGAAAAAAGACACCAUAAGUUUAUUUGAUCAGCAUGAAAAGCGGAAUCGUACACUCUGAACUGAGCUGGAAUUCACAUAUUUUACAUCAGGACUGAAGCAAUCACUACAAAAUAUUCACGAGGGACCGAAUACUCAAAGCUGUGAAAUGUACUGAGUAAAUGUACAUCUGAAGAUGGUUA